CUUAUGUUUCUGUUCAACAAGCACACAUGGCAUAUGUCUUUGAGACGUAAAUUCAAAUCAGAGCGGGCACCACUAGUCGACAGUGAGGCAGUGAGGCAUUGUAAGGAGAAGUUUGGUUCUACGAGGAGAGGGCAGCCUAAUAAAUGUCAACGAACAAGUCAGAGAAAUGUUUGUCAGGGACCAUGCGUCCAAGGAGAGGAUUUAUUAUCCAUAGACGCCCACUUAAAGGUCUUACAGUGCCAAUAUCAGAAGAUGCAACCAGAUACCAUGGUGGUUCAUAACCGUAUGCAGCAAACGUUUGCUUGGCGGCAAAAAGAAAUUGCAGAUGGUAUGCUUGUGGAGGAUGUGUUGAAGAAGUACCCCUUCUUAGGGAUGCCUACUGGUCUGUGCAACGAACUCAGGUGGAUCCAACCAACAACGGGUAAUGUAAGCCAGCGAUUUCGUGAAGGGCUCUCAUGUGUUGCAGCAAAGGUGAUUGACCUUACACGAGGGAAAACCCCACUGUACCAGCUCUACCUUGAUGCAAGAGAGGAGGCUCUCACUGAUGACCUACCAGAUCUUGACACAAGGGCUGCACUUUCCUGCCAUACGUCUUCAAGGAGAAACUGGAUCUCUUUGUCAUACUUGGAGAGGUUCAUCCUAAAACCCCCUAUCCAACUGUUCAGCUACUUCAUGAAGACUGGAAACCAGUGUUCUCCAGAAGCGCUCCAAACAUUGUGAAGUUGGAUGGCAGUGAAGUGUGCAGAACCUCGUGUAUUUUUGAAGGAAUCAUCUCUUCUUUCUGCUUGUAUUUUGUCUUCAACCUUGCUUACCCAAAACAUCUGAAGAACACCCUGAUUUUUCUCCAAAAGUACAUUGUGAAAAUAGAUGAGGGUGAGGACCGGCCUCUGCCAAUCACAGUCACCAGACAAAUAAAUCUUCUGUAUUGACCACCAUGCCUCAGCCAUAUCAGUGCUCCAAAUGUGGCAGAAGAACCUUUAGUUUGACAAAGCUUAUUCAGCACAUAGGACUUAUUCAUUCCCAUGACGCCAAUUUUGAUAUAACUUGUGGACUCAGUGACUGCUGUUCUUCCUUCAAAAAAUAUGAAUCUUUCAGACGACAUGUGUAUAGGAAACACAGAGAACAGGUGUUGUGUCCCCAUAAAGACUUAGAUGAAAAUGAGCAGGAGGUAGUCAGUCCACACCCAAAUGAAUUUGCAAAUGACAUAACUGAAAAUAUUGAAACCCCUCCAUCCUGGGAUGAAUUUUUGAUAAAUUUCAGAGACAAUCUUUUCAAGUUCAUUCUUAAGUGCAGAGAGAAAAAUUCUUUACCAGUCUCUGUUCAGGAAGAAAUUGUGGAAGACGUAAAUUUUCUGAUGUGUUUUUUCAAGGAGAACUACGAUGCUUUUAUAGCAUAUCAUUUAGAGAAAAUGGGUCUUGACGUGUCUUUGUGUCCAGAGCUUAAAAAUGUCCUGCAUUCAAAUGA
Molecule: messenger RNA, 1464 nt
Organism: Oreochromis aureus
Lineage: Eukaryota; Metazoa; Chordata; Actinopteri; Cichliformes; Cichlidae
Exons: 5
Coding region: 4-720 (238 amino acids)
Source: RefSeq, a predicted model, not a curated record